AUGAAGAGCUUUUUGAACUGCGAACUGGCUCUGGAUUGGGCGCAUAGGACGGUGAGUCACACAGUGCCUGGCCGGGGUCCAACUCUGAACACCAACUCUACUCAACUCAAGGGCAGGCAGGGAGCCCCAUCCCAGGACCCGCAGGCGCCUGCGCCUUGCCGCGGCCCCGCCCUCUUCCAGCCUGACAUCCGGGGCUCGGGCAGGGGCGUGUUCGGGGAAGAGGGGCGGGAGGCAGCGGAAAAGAAGGACGUCGUGGGAGGCUGGAUCAGCGGACUGACUUGGAUUCUGAGAGACUCCCUGUCCCGGACCGCAGGUAACCAGCGACUCCGUCUCACUCCCCUGCCCGGCUCCGCGCCGCGCCCCGACUCCGCUGUCUCCCAUCACCCCCACCCCCCCCCAUGGAGCCGCCCGGGACUCCUGCCCGCGGUCGCGUCCCCGCCGCUCCGGUCCGACCCGGCCCAGCCGCAUGGACAACCCACAGGCCGCCCCGGCAGCGGCCACGGCCGGCUAGGGCGUCAGGCGAGGGGACAGGUCAGGUGCUGGGCCGGAGGGAGCCUCCUACCCCGCGAGGCGGCACGCCGGGCCCGGGCGCGUCUCGACCGCCGAGCCGGGGAGCCCCCACCUCCGGGGCCCGGUGGCAUCGCGGGGGGGAGCCGAGGAGGGGAAGAGGGUGGUGGGGUGGGCAGUGUCAGGCCGAUUUGUUCAGGGCCAGAGGGUUCGCCUUCUGCUACCUGCUCCCCGGGCCAGCCACCCGCCCAGGCUGGGGUGCUCGGGGUAACAGCUGCCUCGGCCAGACAGCUGCUCCUGCCGGCCCUCCUCCCCACACCUGGCCUCCGGGAGGUGCGCCUUUGCCUUCCUCACCGAGCAUCUGCACUGUGGAGACUCCUUCCGUGGCGAGAGGACGGGUCUGGACCAGGCCUGAGGCUCCGAGCUCUGUCCAGUGGUGGGAGUAUCACGUCCCCUCCUCUUUCUCCAGCUUUGCCGAAGUAUAAGUUAGCAGACUAUCGUUAUGGUAGAGAAGAAAUGUUAGCACUUUUCCUUAAAGAUAACAAGAUACCUUCAGACCUUCUGGAUAAAGAAUUUCUGCCUAUCCUACAGGAGGAGCCCCUGCCUCCGUUGGCUCUUGUACCCUUUACAGAAGAAGAACAGAGAAACUUUUCCAUGUCUGUUAAUAGUGCUGCUGUCCUGCGAUUGACAGGACGAGGAGGAGGAGGAACAGUGGUGGGGGCUCCUAGAGGUCGAAGUUCUUCAAGAGGGCGAGGCAGAGGCAGAGGUGAAUGUGGUUUCUACCAAAGAAGCUUUGAUGAAGUAGAGGGUGUCUUUGGUCGAGGAGGUGGCAGGGAAAUGCAUAGGUCACAGAGCUGGGAGGAAAGAGGUGACAGACGUUUUGAAAAACCAGGACGAAAAGAUGUAGGGAGACCAAAUUUUGAGGAAGGUGGACCAACAUCAGUGGGAAGAAAGCAUGAAUUCAUACGAUCAGAAAGUGAAAAUUGGCGCAUUUUUAGAGAGGAACAAAAUGGAGAAGAUGAAGAUGGAGGUUGGCGACUAGCUGGAUCAAGAAGGGAUGGAGAGAGGUGGCGGCCGCACAGUCCUGAUGGCCCUCGUUCUGCAGGCUGGCGUGAACACAUGGAACGACGGCGAAGGUUUGAGUUUGAUUUUCGAGAUCGGGAUGAUGAACGGGGUUACCGAAGGGUGCGCUCUGGCAGUGGAAGCAUGGACGAUGACCGGGACAGCUUGCCCGAAUGGUGCCUAGAGGAUGCUGAAGAAGAGAUGGGCACAUUUGACUCCUCCGGAGCGUUCCUCUCUCUGAAGAAAGUCCAGAAAGAGCCGAUCCCAGAAGAGCAGGAGAUGGACUUCCGGCCUGUAGAGGAAGGGGGGGAGUGCUCCGAUUCUGAGAGCAGCCAUAACGAAGAAGCCAAAGAACCUGAUAAGACAAAUAGGAAAGAGGGAGAGAAGACAGAUAGAGUAGGAGUUGAAGCUAGUGAGGAAACAUCUCAGACCUCAUCAUCAUCUGCUAGACCAGGUACUCCUUCAGACCAUCAGCCUCAGGAAGCACCACAGUUUGAGAGGAAGGAGGAACCCCAAACUGAGCAAACAGAAAAAGCUGAGGAGGAGAGUCAGACGGAAAAUAGCCUGCCAACCAAAGUGCCCAGCAGAGGGGAUGAAACGGUUUCUGAUGUCCAGCAGUCCCUGUCCCAGAUUCCUUCAGAUGCAGCCUCUCCCCUUCUCAUACUUCCACCUCCUGUUCCCAGUCCUCGUCCUGCCCUGCGGCCAGUUGAAACGCCGGUCGUAGGUGCUCCUGGUAUGGGCAGUGUGUCCACAGAACCAGAUGAUGAAGAGGGCCUCAAACAUUUGGAGCAGCAAGCUGAGAAGAUGGUGGCUUAUCUCCAAGAUAGCGCACUAGAUGAUGAGAGAUUGGCAUCAAAACUGCAAGAGCACAGAGCUAAGGGAGUCUCAAUUCCAUUGAUGCACGAAGCAAUGCAGAAGUGGUAUUACAAAGAUCCUCAGGGAGAAAUUCAAGGUCCCUUCAAUAAUCAGGAGAUGGCGGAAUGGUUUCAGGCGGGCUAUUUUACCAUGUCUUUAUUGGUGAAGAGAGCGUGUGAUGAAAGCUUCCAACCUCUUGGUGAUAUCAUGAAAAUGUGGGGAAGGGUUCCCUUCUCUCCCGGUCCAGCUCCCCCGCCUCAUAUGGGAGAGUUGGACCAGGAACGACUGACCAGGCAGCAGGAGCUCACGGCCUUGUACCAGAUGCAGCACCUUCAGUACCAGCAGUUCUUGAUACAACAACAAUAUGCGCAGGUUUUGGCUCAGCAACAGAAAGCAGCCCUGUCUUCGCAGCAGCAGCAACAGUUGGCACUUCUUCUCCAACAGUUCCAGGCUCUGAAGAUGAGAAUAUCUGAUCAGAACAUCAUUCCUUCAGUAACUAGGUCUGUGUCAGUGCCAGAUACUGGUUCUAUCUGGGAGCUUCAGCCAACAACCUCACAGCCUACAGUUUGGGAAGGUGGUAGUGUAUGGGAUCUUCCCCUUGACACCACGACUCCAGGACCUGCCCUUGAACAGCUUCAGCAGAUGGAGAAGGCCAAAGCUGCAAAGCUAGAACAGGAGAGAAGAGAGGCAGAAAUGAGGGCAAAACGGGAAGAGGAGGAGCGAAAGAGGCAAGAAGAACUCCGGAGACAACAGGAGGAAAUCCUUCGGAGGCAGCAGGAGGAAGAAAGGAAGAGGCGGGAAGAGGAAGAGCUCGCCCGAAGGAAACAGGAAGAAGCUCUGCGACGUCAAAGGGAGCAAGAAAUUGCAUUAAGGCGACAGCGAGAAGAGGAAGAAAGACAACAGCAAGAAGAAGCUCUUAGGAGACUGGAAGAGAGGAGGAGAGAAGAGGAGGAAAGGCGGAAGCAGGAGGAGUUGUUACGCAAGCAGGAGGAGGAGGCUGCAAAAUGGGCCCGGGAAGAAGAAGAAGCCCAGCGUCGAUUAGAGGAGAACCGGCUGAGAAUGGAAGAGGAGGCGGCCCGACUCCGGCAUGAAGAGGAGGAGCGGAAGAGGAAGGAGCUGGAGCUGCAGCGGCAGAAGGAGUUAAUGCGCCAGAGGCAGCAGCAGCAAGAGGCCCUCCGGAGGCUGCAGCAGCAACAGCAGCAGCAGCAGCUGGCGCAAAUGAAGCUUCCCUCUUCUUCCACGUGGGGCCAGCAGUCCAAUACAACAGCAUGUCAGUCCCAGGCAACGCUGUCAUUGGCUGAAAUCCAAAAACUAGAAGAGGAACGAGAACGGCAGCUUCGAGAAGAGCAAAGGCGGCAGCAGAGGGAAUUGAUGAAAGCUCUCCAGCAGCAGCAGCAGCAGCAGCAGCAAAAACUCUCAGGUUGGGGGAAUGUCAGCAAACCUGCAGGUACUGCGAAGUCUCUUCUAGAGAUACAGCAGGAAGAAGCCAGGCAGAUGCAGAAGCAACAGCAGCAGCAGCAGCACCAGCAACCAAACAGAGCCCGGAACAAUACGCAUUCCAACUUGCACACCAGCAUUGGGAAUUCUGUUUGGGGCUCUAUAAAUACUGGUCCCCCUAAUCAGUGGGCGUCUGACCUAGUCAGUAGUAUCUGGAGUAAUGCAGACACUAAAAACUCCAACAUGGGAUUCUGGGAUGAUGCAGUGAAAGAGGUGGGACCUAGGAAUUCUACAAAUAAAAAUAAAAACAACGCCAGUCUCAGUAAAUCUGUAGGUGUGUCUAACCGGCAGAAUAAGAAAGUAGAAGAAGAAGAAAAGUUGCUGAAGCUCUUUCAGGGAGUAAAUAAAGCCCAAGAUGGAUUUACCCAGUGGUGUGAACAGAUGCUUCAUGCCCUUAAUACGGCAAAUAACUUGGAUGUUCCCACAUUUGUUUCUUUCCUGAAAGAAGUAGAAUCUCCUUAUGAGGUCCAUGAUUAUAUUAGGGCCUAUCUAGGAGAUACAUCUGAGGCCAAGGAGUUUGCCAAGCAGUUCCUCGAGCGCCGUGCCAAACAGAAAGCCAACCAACGGCAGCAGCAGCAGCAGCAGCAGCAGCAGCAGCAGCAGCAGCAGCAACAGCAGCAGCAGCAGCAGCAGCAGCAGCAGGACUCUGUGUGGGGAAUGAAUCACAGUGCACUCCAUUCAGUAUUUCAGACCAAUCAAAGCAACAACCAACAAUCCAAUUUUGAGGCCGUACAAAGUGGCAAGAAGAAGAAAAAGCAGAAGAUGGUCCGAGCAGAUCCCAGUUUAUUAGGGUUUUCAGUCAAUGCUUCAUCAGAGCGACUCAAUAUGGGUGAAAUCGAGACUUUGGAUGACUACUGA
Molecule: messenger RNA, 4779 nt
Organism: Puma concolor (puma)
Lineage: Eukaryota; Metazoa; Chordata; Mammalia; Carnivora; Felidae
Source: RefSeq, a predicted model, not a curated record